AUGAAUAGAGAAAUGAAUAAAUACAUUAGUCUAACAAGUGAUGUUUAUUAAUAAAAGAUAAUUGAAUGCUUUGAAGUGGUAUAAAAUGAAAUAGAAGUAAUAUUAAUCAAAUAACUAGACUUCAUUCAACAAAAUUGACUCUUAUUUAGAUUCAAUUCUUAAUAUUAGUUGUGAUUCAUUAAAUAGUAAGACCUUGAAAAAUGAAGCUUGUGUACCUAUCUUUGACUAACCUUAGAAUAAAUUUGAGAAAUCAAACUUUAGUUAAUAAUUAUAUUAAGAUAUAUAACCAUUAAUCAUAUAUACUUUUAACAAUUAAAUUAAACUCAAAGAUCAAUUAUUAAAUCAAACAUAAACAAAUUAAGAGAUACAAUCACUUACUAAUCAAUCAAACAUCAAACCAUUCAAUUAUCAACUAAUUUCACAAUAUUCAAUUUCAUAAAAUGAAUGCUGUUUUGCAAUAGCUAUUAAUAAAGAUUGUUCAACAUUAUUGGCUGGAUGUGAUAAACAAAUUAAAGUAUUUGAAUUCAAGUAAGGAAUGACCAAACAAACUUAAAUUUUAAGUGAACAUCAGAAUAGGGUAUUUACUCUAAACAUUAUGAAGAAAUCAAAUUAGUUUAUAUCUGGGAGUUGUGAUAAUUCUAUGAUUAUAUGGUAAUAAAAUUAAAAUAAUUAAUGGACUUCCUAAUACAUAUUAAAUGGACAUGAUGAUUGGGUCUAUUGUUUAAUAUUAAAUAACAAUGAAGAUUUAAUUGUAUCAGGAUCUAAGGAUAAUACAAUUAGAUUUUGGAUGAAAAAGAAUGAAUGGUCAUGUUAGUAAACAAUUUAAGAUCAUUCUCAUCAUGUAUACGGAUUGAGUUUUAAUUAAUAAUAAAAUAGAGUUGUCUCUUGUGGUUAAGAUAAAUUAGUAUUAAUAAUGGAAUAAUAAGGAUAGAAUAAAGAAUGGAUUGUUAUAUAAAAGAUUACAGUUGAAUAAAUUGCAUGGAGAGUAUGUUUUAUUGAUAAUAAUAUGUUCACAUUAUCACAAAGAAACUAUGAAUUGAUAUCUAUUUUUGAGAUGAACAAGAUAAAUCAAUAGUUUACAAAGACUACAGAUAUUAAUGUAAAAUGUGGAUCAGAUAGUAAUUGUUUAUUUCCUUAAUAAUAUAUACAUUCAAAAUGUAUCCUUGUGAGUAAGAAUGGCUAAUAUGUGAAUUUGAUAAGGAAAACAUUAAAUGGACAAUUUGUAACUCAAUAAUCCAUUCAUUUUAAUACAAAUUCAUUAUUUGGAGGAAUGAGUGAUGAUGGAGAGUAUUUAAUCACAUGGGAUAACAACUCAAUGUAAAUACAAAUCAGAAGAUAUCAAGAAUAAUGA
Molecule: messenger RNA, 1351 nt
Organism: Paramecium octaurelia
Lineage: Eukaryota; Ciliophora; Oligohymenophorea; Peniculida; Parameciidae
Source: the annotation of a GenBank genome assembly